AAACCAGUCGAUCCAGAAUGGUCGAUAUCGAAAUGAGCGUGCGACGUUCAAAUUGAUAAGUGGGAUUGCACCGUCGAUUUGCUCCUCUUUUAUUGACGAUAUGAUUCAGAUAUGAGUAAUACAACUAACAGAGAAGCCUCGAGAAGUUCGGAUACCCCGAAACAGCGAGGUUCCGCGGAUCAUACGUCCGUUAAUCAUUUCGAUCGUAGAAAUUCCGAUAAGAAGUCUCUAUUUUCCGCGAUGAAGCAGAAGAUUAGAUCGAAGUUGCCCACCUUUCAUAAUCCUUUGAAGCGUUUUAUGAAAUCGAAGAGUGAGAGGGAAACCAAUUCCGAAGUGGAGAACGUGAAUCACUGCGAAAUUCAUCCGCGCGUUCUCGAGGAAAUCGACGAGCUCGCGAAUCUUAGCAGUGCGUCCACGCUGAACGAGCAAGGUACAACAAAGAGCAAUUCCUCGGAUUAUCGGUCCGAGCAUCAUCCUGUGGAUGCUGCAAGGACGCGCGAAUCUUACCAAGACCUCGCCAGUUAUUUCUCCGAAGUCGACCCCGAUGAACCCUCGACCUCCGCUACGAACACUAUCGUCCUCUCCGCGAGUACCUUCGAUCGCGAUGUCGAGAGAACGGAGCCGAGUGAGAAUCUGCAAAGCACGACAAUGACAUCGACAACUUCCACAUCGUUCGGAAGCGAGAUAACCGACAUCGUCUCGAAUUCCAUGAACACCGAGGAAGUAUCGGACGCGGAUUUCACGGACACGCUGCAGCGUGGCACCAUUGUCGCAAUGGCUCCGAUGGAACUGACAUUUACCGCUCAAUUAGGGAACGAGAUUAUCAGCGUGUCCGAGACUACGGAGUCAAGAACGCGGGAUCAGAGAAUAGGUCGGGACGAUCCACGGGAAUUUUACAACAGUACUUUACGCAUGGUGAUUCGCAAGCCGAUAUGUCCGCAGAACGACGAGCCCAGUAUAUACUGAAGUUACAUCGCAUGCAGUAAUUAUCGCGACCUGCAGCACGCAAGGAAUCUGUUUUUUCGCGAGUACUCAGAGCUUAAUGAACUCUGUCGAUAAGAAUUUGGCAAAUAAAGCUUUCGCAUAAACGCA
Wasmannia auropunctata (little fire ant) is the source of this 1092-nucleotide messenger RNA. RefSeq lists its product as uncharacterized. The record is from RefSeq and is a predicted model, not a curated record. The transcript is spliced from 5 exons. The coding region runs from base 112 to 966 and encodes 284 amino acids. NCBI's taxonomy places the organism in Eukaryota, Metazoa, Arthropoda, Insecta, Hymenoptera, Formicidae.